UCACAGGCCGCUCUAGCCGCGCACGGAGACGGCAAUCUCGUUGCUCCCGCUUGACGUCAUCGGCGGGCGCCGCAGCGUGGUGGCGGGCACGCGCCGCCGAGAAGAUGUCUCCGACGCCGCCGCUCUUCAGUUUGCCCGAAGCGCGGACGCGGUUUACGAAGUCUACCAGAGAGGCCCUGAACAACAAAAAUAUCAAGCCAUUGUUGAGUACCUUCAGCCAAUUACCUGGCAGUGAAAAUGAAAAAAAAUGUACCCUUGAUCAAGCUUUCAGAGGUGUUCUAGAAGAAGAAAUUAUAAAUCACUCAUCAUGUGAAAACGUUUUAGCUAUUAUUUCUCUUGCUAUUGGGGGCGUAACUGAAGGUAUUUGUACCGCAUCUACACCUUUUGUAUUAUUGGGAGAUGUUUUGGAUUGUCUUCCUUUGGAUCAAUGUGACACAAUAUUCACUUUUGUGGAAAAAAAUGUUGCUACUUGGAAAUCAAACACAUUCUAUUCUGCUGGGAAAAAUUAUUUACUACGUAUGUGCAAUGAUCUCUUGAGAAGAUUAUCAAAAUCCCAGAAUACAGUCUUCUGUGGACGAAUUCAACUCUUUUUGGCCAGGCUUUUCCCUUUAUCUGAGAAAUCAGGUCUUAACUUGCAGAGUCAAUUUAAUCUGGAAAACGUCACUGUUUUCAAUACCAAUGAGCAGGAAAGCACCCUGGGUCAGAAGCACACUGAGGAUAGAGAAGAAGGAAUGGAUGUAGAAGAAGGUGAAAUGGGAGAUGAUGAAGCUCCAACAACUUGCUCCAUUCCGAUUGAUUACAACCUGUAUCGAAAAUUCUGGUCACUUCAGGAUUACUUCAGGAACCCUGUGCAAUGCUAUGAGAAGAUUUCAUGGAAAACUUUUCUUAAGUAUUCUGAAGAAGUUCUAGCUGUUUUUAAGAGUUAUAAAUUAGAUGACACUCAGGCCUCCAGGAAAAAGAUGGAAGAAUUAAAAACAGGAGGAGAACAUGUAUAUUUUGCAAAAUUUUUAACAAGUGAAAAGUUGAUGGAUUUACAACUGAGUGACAGUAACUUUCGUCGACACAUCUUGUUGCAGUAUCUCAUUUUAUUCCAGUAUCUUAAGGGGCAGGUCAAAUUCAAAAGUUCAAACUAUGUUUUAACUGAUGAGCAAUCACUCUGGAUUGAAGAUACUACAAAAUCAGUUUAUCAACUACUAUCUGAAAACCCCCCCGAUGGAGAAAGAUUUUCAAAGAUGGUAGAGCAUAUAUUAAACACUGAAGAAAACUGGAACUCAUGGAAAAAUGAAGGCUGCCCAAGUUUUGUGAAAGAAAGAAUAUCAGACACCAAGCCGACAAGAAUAGCUCGCAAGAGAACAGCACCAGAGGACUUCCUAGGGAAAGGACCCAACAAAAAAAUUCUAAUGGGAAAUGAGGAGUUAACAAGGCUUUGGAAUCUCUGUCCUGAUAAUAUGGAAGCUUGCAAAUCAGAGACAAGGGAAUACAUGCCAACUUUGGAGGAAUUCUUUGAGGAAGCCAUUGAACAGGCAGACCCUGAAAACAUGGUUGAAAAUGAAUACAAGGCUGUGAACAAUUCAAAUUAUGGUUGGAGAGCCCUGAGACUGUUAGCACGGAGAAGCCCUCACUUCUUCCAGCCAACCAACCAGCAAUUUAAAAGUUUGCCAGAAUAUCUUGAAAACAUGGUAAUAAAGCUAGCAAAGGAAUUACCACCUCCUUCUGAAGAGAUAAAAACAGGUGAGGAUGAAGAUGAGGAAGAUAAUGAUGCUUUACUGAAGGAAAAUGAAAGCCCUGAUGUUCGCCGAGACAAACCUGUAACAGGGGAACAAAUAGAGGUGUUUGCCAGUAAACUGGGCGAGCAAUGGAAGAUCUUGGCUCCCUACUUGGAAAUGAAAGACUCGGAAAUUAGACAAAUUGAGUGUGAUAGCGAAGACAUGAAGAUGAGAGCUAAGCAGCUACUGGUCGCCUGGCAAGAUCAAGAGGGAGUACAUGCAACACCUGAGAAUCUGAUGAAUGCACUGAAUAAGUCCGGAUUAAGUGACCUUGCAGAAAGUCUAACUAAUGACAAUGAGACAAAUAGUUAGCUUCUUUCUUUCUUUUUUUUUAUUAAAACUGUGAUAAGAUUUUGUUACCAAGCAGCAUUUGAUAAGAGGUCCAAUGGUUUUGGUAAACAAUAAACAUUUUUAUAACAGUUGUUGUACAGUUGGCUGGUGCUCCACGAACAACAGAAGGCGUAUUGGCUCUUGAUAACUGACCUCAGGGUUUCAGGCGAAGGGAGUACGUUGAGAAAAUGGACAAAAUAAAGCGACCUCAAGAUCACAUAUUUUUUGUUAAAAUAUUUAUAAUGAAGUCAGUAAGCAAUAUUUAGGGAGCAUGGUGUUUCCUAAGAUAGAUACACUAUGCCAACUUCGUUUCCUACAUGCCAUUAGUAGUUACAAAAUUUAACUUGCUGUUCUGAAAAUCCCACAAUGACUUUCUGAAACCAUAUGACUGCUCUAGUCUUACUCAUUUAUGCCUUAAAGCAGAGGAUCAGCAAACACUGGCCCAUUUCCCACCUGCUUUUACAAGUAAAAUUUUAUCAGCACACAGUUCUGCUGAUUUAAGUAUCAUCUAUGGCUCCUUUCAUGCUACAACAACAGCGUUAAGUAGCUAUGACAAAGACUGUGGCCUGCGAAACUUAAAAUAUGUACUAUCCACCCCACCCAUUACAGAAAAUGUUUGCCAGCCCCCAACUUGAAAAAAAAACAGGGUGAAGUCUAAAAUCCUAAGUCCUUAAAAUAGGGAUGCAUACUUCCAGGAUUGAUGUGAAGUUUGAGAUAUGUAGGUGAAAGCGAUCUACAAACAGCAAAGCACUAUGUAAUAAUGGCUGGGGACAGUACCAUCUACUUUUCCCAUUCCCACAUAAGCAUAAUUACCCUGUAGGGCUCUAACAUUAGGUUAUCAUUGUAUGUUUUGUAUCCUGAAAGGCUACUAAGUGCAUAAUACACCUAAGUGCAUAUUACACCAUAAAUGUUCUUGCUUGGACUUAACUUCACUGGCUAGUCCAACAGUGAUACAGCACAGCUCUAAUAUCAAAAGGGCCUCCGUGCUCAUGGCACAGCAUAUAAGGCACACUCAGGAAUCAAGAAAUUUUCUUGACCACUCUCCCUUCUCAAAGACCUUAUAUGCAAGGCUGAACUCUAAAAUAGCCUUAUUAGUUUAAAACACUGGUGUAAGUCCAAUUUCUUAAAAAAAAAAAAAAAAAAAAAUCUUUGGACUAAUGCUUAUUUGGAUUAAAUAAACUGAAAUCCAUUUUUAAAACAAUUAAGGAAUUACAAUUUUAAAAAUCUUAACUCCAUACAAGACAUAUACUUUGUUCUAAACCUACCUCAUCUACUAGCUACAGCAUCAUUCAAGUCAGAAAUCAGAAUUCUAAUCGCUAAAUUUAUGUCCUCAAAAUUGUUCAGACCAAGACAGACUGAAUAAAAAAUGCAGAGUCACAAGCAUCAUAGCACCAUCUAAGAAUCAUUACACUUCUUAUGGUCUCCUCUUCCCCAUUCUAUUCUGCACCCUCCGCCAAGGCAAAGGGAAUAAUGAUUGCCAGUAAUCACCACUUAGCUGAAGAAGCUAUUUACAAAUAAGUUUCCCUGAAAUGCUUAUUUUAUCUCCUAGGGUUCUCAGGUUUUAUCACAUUGUUCAAAGCUGAGAAGAAAUUGGCCAUUAUUCUCUAGGAAUUUAAUAGUUACCAGUGCUAUGCUCUGCAGAGCAUGAAAACAGCGUAAGUAAAGAGGAGAUUUCAUGAUAAUCCCCCAAGCUUCAUUUUAUAUACCUAACUCAAAAUCAGAGACAAAUGAGCUAAUUUCCUAUCCUCUGUCUAGCAAUCAAGGCUCUUGAAACAAAGAUAAGGAAUUAAUUAGAAUGUAUUAAAAUGUAAGAAACCUACCAUACUGAAA
Mirounga angustirostris (Northern elephant seal) is the source of this 3926-nucleotide messenger RNA. RefSeq names its product THO complex subunit 1 (gene THOC1). Bases 105 to 2078 code for a protein of 657 amino acids. Gene Ontology annotation, molecular function: protein binding. Gene Ontology annotation, biological process: signal transduction; regulation of DNA-templated transcription elongation; mRNA export from nucleus. Gene Ontology annotation, cellular component: THO complex part of transcription export complex. Lineage: Eukaryota; Metazoa; Chordata; Mammalia; Carnivora; Phocidae. The transcript has 21 exons. The record is from RefSeq and is a predicted model, not a curated record.